GAACUCCAGACGUCAUACGCGCACGGCUAUAGAUGGAGCUCGGGAGCCCAGGCCAGCCCAGUGCAAGCCCACAAGAGCUCAGUGAUGGUGGUGGUGGUGCCGGUUGGUGGGGGGGGAUGCUGUGUCUGUGUGGCUAAGGAUGUAUUACAGAGGCGGGCUGGUCUUAAUGUAACUAGAGAGCUUCUGUAAUCUACAAAGGGUGAAGACUGAGAGGGAGUAAGAGGAGGUACCCUGUGUAUUUCCCAGCCACACUCUCCCCAGGAGGAGGCCGCCGGCAGCCCCUCUCUGAUCCCCCCCCCCCCCUCCCCAUCUCCCUCCGGCACAGCACACCAAGGAAUGAUGAAAAAAAAUAAUUCGGCAAAAAGGGGGCAACAGGAUGGAAACCAGCAAUCUGUGCAGCCAGAGAAGGUCGGCUGGGUGCGGAAAUUUUGCGGGAAAGGCAUUUUUAGGGAAAUCUGGAAAAACCGUUAUGUGGUUUUGAAGGGAGAUCAGCUUUACAUCUCGGAGAAGGAGGUAAAAGAUGAAAAAAACAUACAGGAAAUGUUUGACCUGAGUGACUAUGAGAAAUGUGAAGAGCUCAGGAAGUCCAAAAGCAGAAGCAAAAAGAACCACAGCAAAUUUACCCUUGCCCACUCCAGACAGCCUGGAAACACGGCACCAAAUCUGAUCUUCCUGGCUGUAAGUCCAGAAGAGAAGGAGUCCUGGAUUAAUGCCCUCAACUCUGCAAUUACACGUGCUAAAAACCGCAUCUUAGAUGAGGUUACUGUCGAAGAGGACAGCUACCUCGCCCACCCAACGCGUGACAGAGCAAAAAUACAGCAUUCCCGACGCCCUCCAACACGGGGACAUUUGAUGGCUGUGGCAUCUACCUCAACCUCUGAUGGCAUGCUGACACUCGACCUGAUCCAGGAGGAAGACGCCUCUCCAGAAGAUCACAGCACCUGUGAAGAGAGUUUCCGGGUGGAUCUGGAUAAGUCAGUGGCACAUCUUACUGCUGGACGGCGCCGGUCAGAUUCAGAGAACGUCAAGUCAUCAGAGAAAGGCCGGACAGGGAGCCUCCCAAGACGGGAGGUGACCUCAUGGGACAGAGCCGGGCAGCACAAUGACUCCUUUGACAAAGGGACCAUGUACACACCACAGGUCCCCAAAAAGCUCUCGCACUCAGAAAAGAAUAAAUGUGCCUCCAUGGAAGAAAUUCUGUCUCGACGGGACUCUUCCACGCACCGGGCGGUGCUGAGGAGGGGGCUGGAGGCUCAUUUUGCCUCAGCAGAACCAGAGCAGCUGUCCCGGAUACAAGAACUGGUUGCACUGAAACUGGAAAAAACUCAGGAACUGCUGACAGAGGUGAAGGGCUACGGAGAAGGCAAGAGAAAGACCAAGGAUUCCACCACCAGCACCACCACCACCACCACCUCUUCCUCCUCCUCAUCUUCCAAGUCGGACUCUGAAAGGAUCCUGCAGGAAUCUGAGAGGUUGCUGGGGGAGGCUUCCUCCACCUGGAGCCAAGCCAAGAGGGUGCUGCAGGAGAUCAAAGAGUUGAGGGACCUGUACAAACAGUUUGAACUGCAGCAAUCAGACUCAAAACCCAAACAGAGCUCACAGUCUCAGUACAGGAAGAGCAUGAUGUGAAGGCAAGCCUUGGGAUCGGGAGGGAGGGACAGGGAGGGCGGCCAUUUGGUCUUUUUUUUUUUAAUUAUUAUUAUUUACAGUGUUCAAAAGAGUGAAAAGGUGCCUGUUCUUACCCAAAUUUGCUUCUCAAAGCUUGAACCCUUCCUUUCCUCCAUCACAUCCCCUGAUGAAAAAACCCUGUGUUCCAAUAAAUUCAGUUACAGUUUAUACCUCCUUUUUUAAAGAGCACCCUUUGCACCGCAGGCCCCCAACUUCUGUCAUGCUUGGAGGACGGAAGAAAGCACCAGUUCCUAGAAAAUGGCCCUGCAUGCCUGGAGCAGCACGUGCAUAACAAUGGGGACAGAUGCUCUUGCGCUGUAAUAAGCCCUGGCUUUGCUGCUCUAACGUCUGAGCUGUAUCCUGAGUUACAGCUCCUUGACCAAGAGUCUCGUCUUGUUCCCUCACCGUCCUCUUGGAAAUAAAUGCUAAAUAAAGUUGUCCGUCCCAGCCAAUCCUUGGAAGUCCCCAUUAUCCAGGAACUGUCUCGAAGACGCUUGGAUGUUCAGGCUGACCUCAAGUUUUAGGCGAGUCGUCAGAGGCACUCGCUGGACUGCAGCUAGCGGGGUUCUGUCCUGGCACAGGUCCCUUUUGUGAACUCCUGGGGUCGGCAGCUGUUAUUCUUGUGGUACAUAUACAGCCCUCCAGAGAGAGGGCAACAGGUAUGCAAUCUGUGUUCAAACUAAUCCUGUCUGUCCGUUGAUGCUUUACAGAACCCCCUUGGCCCUGUGCAAUGGGAGUUAGCAGCUAUAUGUCUUCCUUUCUGUGCAAAUAGAGGAUCAAAGCCUUGAAUCUAACAGACAGCCCACGUGGGUUGUUUGGAGGGGUUGUUUUCUGGCUUUUCCAUUUUCAUUUCCUUUUUUUGUGUUUUCCUUUUCUUUGAGCUGAGGGGAAAAUGGAAAAAUCAGGGUUGUGUACAGGCGGCAGCCGGAAACCAAGAGCCAUUUUGGUAGGUUUGAUUCUGUUCUCUCAUGCAUGCAGUCUCGGUUUCUGCCAGUUGGACUGCAACAGAUAGUCCUCGCUGCCCCCCCUAAGAUCAGAAUCAGGCCUACUGAAACGAAAGCUGAGCCUGUAAGAGAGCUCAAAUACCCUCCUCUUGGUGCUGCCAAGCACUUUGCUAAAUAGGUGGCUCAGUUUUCACGCCUUUAAGCAGAAAGACAAGAAAGGAGGGUGUUAAGAUGUCUCACAGGGCUUAAAGUACACCGAUGUGGUAACAUCCAACUGUUACUUUUUUUUAAAAAAGGAAACCUAAUUCCCUUUCCUACAUUGCAAAUGAUCCAUGAAAAUAUUAAAACCAACAGAGUUAUUUGCUGGUCGCAGUUGGUGUUGUCUAUUUUCUUUUAAUGAUUGACCUCCCUUGGAAAGGAGAAUGGUUACUUCCACUUCUGUCUGGUCAGCUUUACUAUUCAGGCUCAUGUUGCUGAUGUAUAGUUGCCAGCACUGCAAAGAAAGCAUUUAUGUUUUUUUUUAAUUAGUCCUACUCCCACCUUCCUGUUAGAAUUACUGGUAGAAUUAUUACUGUUGGCAUUAGGUUCCUGAAGAUUUUAUUAUUUGCAAACUUCAGAUCUGGCCCUUGCAACGAUCUUUUCCUUGUUCCUGACUCCAGCACGGCUUUUUGCCCACUCUUCAAAGACAGUUAUGAAAAGGCAUCGCUCGCACGCCUAAGCUCCUGUCACAGAGCUGCAUGUUACAACCAUCCAGGGGUAUGCAUGUCACCCUUUCAGAUUCUUUGUUCUUUUCAGGUUUUUCCUUACCUUUUCUAUCACUUGGAGGAUCUGUUUGGAUGCAUCAGAGGAAAAAACAUAAUCCCUAAAAGAAAUUUUAAAAGAAUGCAUGUAAGCCACUGUGAUAAAACCCUUCCCAUUCAGCUUUUUGAUUGAGAGAACAAGAAAAAUAUGCAAAUAUUUUCCAGAUGUGACAUUCAGCAUUAAAAUUAGCCCUGUUUUCAAAAUAAGAAAGCUAGUCUAAAAACCUGGAGGUUUGAAUUGCACUCAGUUGGGAUGGAUGUGUGUUGUGACAGGCUUACUGGACUGAUGUCAAAACGUAAGCACGAAAACACACCUGAUCCUGACUGCACAGGGGUCGUUAAACACUCUCCGGUCUUUCUGAAGCAACAAGGCAAUAUAAAAAUUGGCUGAUUAACAGGGUCAAAACAGUGCUAGAGGCAGGGAUGAAACCCUGAGCAGUCACCCAAAACAGGUGACUUUUUGUUGGACAGGUAGCCAAGGGCAUCUUUGUUUCACUGCCGCCUCCCCAAGAUUACGGAGCUGAAUCACAUCCGAUGAGACCCGGAUGCCUGGACACAGCGUUGCCACCUUUAGGUCUCUGCUGCCCUGAGAAAAGGGAUGCGCUGCGCACUUGCCAGAGCUGGGCAGAAAUACAGGACCGUUUCUGCUCUCCAGACCGACCUGUGGAAGCCUUUUUAUUUGUAACUAGAGCAAGAUCCGGCGGAAAUGAUGGAGCUGACUUAGGAAGUCAGGAAGAAACUACUUCCAACCUAAGAUGAACUGCGGUUCUCAUCCUGCCAAACCCCAGGAGGUUUUUCCUAGUUCUACUCUGAAAACUUAAGGGGCCAAGUUUGAUGCAGCUCUGGGUGCCGCAUUUCCAUGCGGACAGCAGAAUGCUGCCUGGGGACUGAGCCACAGCGCAACCCCGUCUUAGCCCAGGCUCUUCUCCUCCACUCCGCGGGGGAGCAGAGCACAUCAGGCUAGCACAUGUACGACACGUGAUUUAGGGCGGUUUUUCAAACUGUACAACAUGAGUACCCAGAUCUGAGCCACACAUCGGCUUCUCCCUCCUUUCUCUCCACCUCAGCUCAUCACGGCUGAGUAGAACCCUGUGAAGGUUUACUAUUUCCAAAACUGAUUGGAAACUUUCUUUCAGAACAUGUUCCCUGUUAUAAAGCAUAAUUUCUGAUGGGGCCCAGGGAAAAGGAAUAACUUAGGAAGGAAAAACCCCAUGAGUUUUCAGAGUAGAAAACGUGUAUUUUUCACUUGGGAAUAUUUUUGUAUUAUACAAAACGUGAAUUUUUCCUUAAAAAACUCACCAAGUCAAAAUAAAACAUUUUGUUUUACCAACC
Falco peregrinus (peregrine falcon) is the source of this 4744-nucleotide messenger RNA. It is a transcript of the gene PLEKHO1, whose product is annotated as pleckstrin homology domain containing O1. Gene Ontology annotation, biological process: regulation of myoblast fusion. The transcript has 6 exons. The coding region runs from base 337 to 1629 and encodes 430 amino acids. The record is from RefSeq and is a predicted model, not a curated record. Gene Ontology annotation, cellular component: ruffle membrane; muscle cell projection membrane. Lineage: Eukaryota; Metazoa; Chordata; Aves; Falconiformes; Falconidae.